Cucurbitaria berberidis CBS 394.84 is the source of this 1089-nucleotide messenger RNA. RefSeq lists its product as uncharacterized. Lineage: Eukaryota; Fungi; Ascomycota; Dothideomycetes; Pleosporales; Cucurbitariaceae. The transcript is spliced from 3 exons. The coding region runs from base 1 to 1071 and encodes 356 amino acids. The record is from RefSeq and is a predicted model, not a curated record.
AUGGCAAACGCAGAGCUUCAAGAGCUAAUAUUGCUUGGCUAUAUUACCUUCUACCUUAUCAUAACGCUUAUUGUUCUAAGCUACAUCGCGGUUGGUUUGCGACUAUGGGUCCGCUAUCGUAUCACGAAGUCUCCCGGAUGGGAUGAUGCAACAAUGGUUGCGGCUCUGUUAUUGUUCACAUGUUACUGCUCUAUAAUACUUGCAAUCACCUUCCGCAGUCAACAGCGCAAACUCUUCAACAAAGAAGAUAUCCAUGUAACGCUCAUCUACGUCCAACUCGGAGAAAUUUUCUAUAUCUUUACAACGACGCUCUUCAAAAUUUCACUUGGCCUCUUCUUCCUACGCGUUCUCACCCAACCCUGGCAGACUCUCAUUUUCCGCGUCAUCCUCGGCGUCAGCGCGACAUACGGCCUGUUUUACAUCUUUGUGACCAUCUUCCAAUGUGGCAAGCCCGCCGAUCUAGCCGACAGCUUGAUCGGUUCAUCAAGUUGUUUACCUUCUGCCUUCCUCCUCACGACUGGCUAUCUCUAUGGCGUCAUCAACGUUAUUGCCGACUGGACGUUUGUCCUAAUCCCCAUCUCCAUUCUCGUCGACAGCGAACUUGAUCGCCGAGCCAAAAUCUCCGUCAGCGUGGUAAUGGGGCUUGGAGCUAUUGGCAGUGUAUCAAGCAUUCUACGCAUGGUGUACUUGAAAGGGCUAAUGUUUGGUGGUGGUGGGCUCACUGCAAAUUCAAUCAAAGCAACAAUUUGGGCUACAGCUGAGCCAGGAACUGGAAUCGUCGCUGCCUCAGUUGCUAUUCUGCGACCCCUCAUCCGCCAAUUCAACUCCUGCAUCCAUACUAAAGUCUCCGACUACAGAUCCCGCAAGAGCUUAUUGCCUAGCUCUUCUAGACCUUUUGGCUCAGAGACGAUCGCUCUGGCAUCCCAGGCCGGGAACAAGACAAGUAUGCAGUCAAUCCGCUCAGACGAUCCGUGGAGCCCGACAGUGGUAUUAGGGGAGGCGAAUGUGCAGAGAGUGAUUAGUGUGCAGAUGAUAAAUGGGAGGGGUAGUAUGGCACCAAUGACGAGAUGACGCGACGUGUGUACAUAC